Cynoglossus semilaevis (tongue sole) is the source of this 1406-nucleotide messenger RNA. RefSeq names its product steroid-5-alpha-reductase, alpha polypeptide 2a (gene srd5a2a). Bases 458 to 1228 code for a protein of 256 amino acids. Gene Ontology annotation, biological process: steroid biosynthetic process. NCBI's taxonomy places the organism in Eukaryota, Metazoa, Chordata, Actinopteri, Pleuronectiformes, Cynoglossidae. Gene Ontology annotation, cellular component: membrane. The record is from RefSeq and is a predicted model, not a curated record. Gene Ontology annotation, molecular function: 3-oxo-5-alpha-steroid 4-dehydrogenase activity. The transcript has 6 exons.
CCCAAACCUUAUUGCGGGUGGUGAGUCCACUGGAAGGUACCCACCGCCCUAAUCGGGAUUCGAACUUGCCCAGGAGGUGAACCUUGGGGUUCACCUCCUGGGCAAUGAUAGAGACACUGUCUCUGGGCCAAAGCGCCACUGAACAAAUCUUUAAAUAAAAAAAACAACAACUAACAUUUGCAAAAAUUAUAUGCAUACACCCGGAAGGUGUUCUAUUAGAUUUCUAGUCCCCGAUGCUGUCUACUGCGCAUGCGUGUAAAACGCUUAUUCCAGUUCAUAAUAUCAGUGUAGCCCUGGGGGGAAAAAUAUUCCACUGUGGCUGAUCAAUUCUGACUUUGACAAUAUUCGACACCAUCCUGCAGUUACCAGCAUCAGUGAUGAUAAACAGCAACUGACCCUGACCACUAGUUAUUAGUGUUUAUUAGCGGUGAACUAGCAGUAACCAUCAGAUUCAACAAUGGACUGUUUGGAGGGUCCCGUUUCCUACUUGAGCUGGUCUCUGAUGAUCGGAAGUGUCCUCUACCUGUGGCGGCAGACACAGACUCACUCGGAGUACGGACGCUACAUAACCACUGGGGUACGCAGUUGUUCAGCCAGAGUGGGCUGGUUUCUUCAAGAGGUUCCUUCUUUUCUGCUGCCACUGCUGAUGAUACUGUUGCUACCCCCAAAAGAGGCACUAGAGCCCAGGAUCAUCAGUGGUAGGACGCUGCUGCUCAGCACCUUCAUGCUGCAUUACUUUCAAAGGAGUUUCAUCUAUGCCUUCCGGACCCGGGGUCGACCCGUGCCCUUCUAUAUCAUUGCACAGGCCUUUGUCUUCUGCUCUGUGAAUGGGGCUCUCCAGGGCCACGCCCUCCUGCACUGUUUCCAUAUCCAGAACACCUGGCUGAGUAAUGUCCGCCUGGCAGCAGGUUACUUCCUGUUUUUUGUUGGCAUGGGCAUCAAUAUCUACCACGACAAUAUCCUGCGCAACCUGCGAAAACCCAACGAGAUUGUCUACAAGAUUCCAUGGGGGGGUUUGUUUGAGUAUGUGUCCGGUGCAAACUUUUUUGGUGAGAUAGUGGAGUGGUGUGGUUACGCCAUAGCAGUAUGGAACUUUCCGGGAUUUGCCUUCACAUUCUUCACUCUUUGCUCCAUUGGGCCCAGAGCAUAUCACCACCACAGAGACUACCUGAGGAGGUUUGAUGACUACCCUCGCUCCAGGAAAGCUCUGAUCCCUUUUAUCCUGUGAUCUUAAUGUAGACAAAGCAGAGCGAUUCAGAACGUUCCCUUCUCUUUCACUAUUGUCUAUUGUUUUAAGAUCCAUAACUUACUAAAACCUGUUAAAACAUUUAUUUAAAUUGGGCUGCAUUUUACCAGUUCUUGCCAAAUGUUCUACAUUUUCUACAAAAUACAGUAAGUGUCCCUGG